UCUAAGCCAGCAGUCCGACUCCAGCGCCCAUAUCUACACGAUACGGCAAAUUGAGAACCUAAGUUGAUAAUCAAUUUUAGGAAUUUCAUUUGAUUUCAUCGUCAAAUUGAUAAUCAAGUUUGGGAAUUUCAUCAUCAGAUCAAAUUCGGAAAUUACUUAUCGAUCAAUGGAUGGAAAUUGUGGGGGAAAUCCUCCUCCUCUUAAUUCUCUAACUGAAGAUUUGUUGAUUGAAAUUCUAUUAUGGCUACCAGUAGUAUCUCUUUUAAGAUUCAAGGCUGUCUGCAAAUACUGGCGCUCAAUCAUCGAAAGCUCAGAUUUCAUCCAUCGGCAUGCUACUUUCCAAACCUCCACAAGUAAGUUGGGUAAUUUCAUCUUUCAAUAUCGCCCUAAAAAUGUUAUUCAUCGAAACUUCAGACCACAUUUUUUCGUGCUAUCGUCGUCUCAUGGUAGUGGUCACAGUGAAGAAGAUUAUGGCCUUUGGAGUUACAAAAACUUAGGUAUAUCACCACAUUUAAGUGAUGCGGAGGAGUAUGAUAUGUAUGAUAGCUAUCCUCCUCAAGCAAAUAUGGUGGCUUCAUGUCAUGGCAUCAUUUGCAUACAUGAUCCUCAUCUUAGGGAAAUUUUCCUUUGGAACCCUGCAACUAAGAAAUUCAGAUGUCUCCCUAAAUCAUUACCUCUCCUAGAAGAAUUUGGUCUUUUAUUGUCAGAGUUUGUUUUGUUUGGUUUCGAUUGCAAAACAUAUGAUUACAAGGUGGUACAAGUAACUUUUUUCGAAAUUGACAUUCCACUUGGUACCACUCCCAAGAACAAGGUUCAAAUAUAUACCCUAGGCUCAGAUUCUUGGAGGUGGUGUAUCGAUCCUAAUUUAUAUGCUCAUUCUUAUAAAGGCAAUCAUGAAAAUCAAGGUCGAUAUCUUAAUGGUAGUUAUUAUUUCUUAGGAAAUAAAUUUCAAAGAAAAGAAAGGAUAGUGGAUUCUGUGCUGCAAUCAUAUGUUGAUUUAGAGGAAGUGCUUCUUUCUUUCAAUUUCAGCACAGAAAGUUUCAGGAUGAUAACUGCUCCGUCCGAAAACUCUGAUUUAGAUGUCAUAGGAGGUGAUCAGGGAAGGAUUGUUUACAUUACAUGUUUUUCUAACAGCACCGCGGAGUAUAAUAUUGAAGCAUAUGAAGUGUAUGCUUUGAAUGAUUAUGAUUAUAGUUGUAGUGCUACAAGUGUGGAGAAUUACGAGUACUCAUGGAGUAAAUCUCAUGCGUUCACUGUAAAUCGUCCUUUUGGCGUCUAUGGUCCCAGGGCAAUUACAAAAAAUGGAGUCUUUUGUUUUCUAUGUGGUUAUGGCGGUGGCCUGAUGUUUGUCAACUCACUUACAGAAGAAAUGAAGGAUAUUGAAAUUGCUGAUGCAUCUUUGGAGGGUUUAGGUGAUGUGUUCAGAGGCGAUGUUUACAAGGAGAGCUUAGUCUCAAUCGAUAGUCCACCUCCCAGCAACAACAGUAGCUAGAGAUGAAAUCGGUUUCCACACCAUUCACAACUUUGGCAUGCACAUAUGGCGCGGUUUGGCAUACUGCUGCAGGCUAGCUGCUUAGUAGUAUUUCUUUUCUAUUUUUCCAAAUGAAUAGUUUCUAUGAUUCCAUUCCUCUAUGUCCAGAACAUAUAUUUUCAAAUGUUAUGGGGUUUGUGGGGCGUUUUUAAGACUUGGAACCUCUAAACAACAGUUUGUUGAUUCGUUUCAUCUGAUUGCAGUCAUUUAUUUGUCCAUUGUUUUUUGUUUGUGGUUGUAUCACUUUUUUGGACCUGAAUAUUCCACUAUGAAUUUUAAUGCAA
Messenger RNA from Papaver somniferum (opium poppy), 1815 nucleotides. RefSeq names its product putative F-box protein At3g21120. The record is from RefSeq and is a predicted model, not a curated record. Lineage: Eukaryota; Viridiplantae; Streptophyta; Magnoliopsida; Ranunculales; Papaveraceae. Gene Ontology annotation, molecular function: protein binding. Bases 167 to 1492 code for a protein of 441 amino acids. The transcript has a single exon.